AUGCUCUGCUCUCCUGCUCUAACUCACUGCAUGGCUGCCCUGCUCUGUUCUCUUGCUCUGUUCCACUUUUCUGUUCCCCUGCUCAGCGGGCAUCAACACGCAAGUCUUGCAGGUGCACUCCCCCCUCCUGCUUGCUUUCCACCCCAUCCGCCCCUGGUUCCCCCUUUCCUGCUUGCUUUCCACCCCAUCCGCCCCUGGUUCCCCCUUUCCUGCUUGCUUUCCACCCCAUCCGCCCCUGGUUCCCCCUUUCCUGCUUGCUUUCCACCCCAUUCAACCCUGGUUCCCCCUUUCCUGCUUGCUUUCCACCCCAUCCGCCCCUGGUUCCCCCUUUCCUGCUUGCUUUCCACCCCAUCCGCCCCUGGUUCCCCUUUCAUGCUUGCUUUCCACCCCAUCCACGCCUGGUUCCCCCUUUCCUGCUUGCUUUCCACCCCAUCCGCCCGUGGUUCCCCCUCUCCUGCUUGCUUUCCACCCCAUCCGCCCCUUGUUCCCCCUUUCCUGCUUGCUUUCCACCCCAUCCGCCCCUGGUUCCCCCUUUCCUGCUUGCUUUCCACCCCAUCCGCCCGUGGUUCCCCCUCUCCUGCUUGCUUUCCACCCCAUCCGCCCCUGGUUCCCCCUUUCCUGCUUGCUUUCCACCCCAUCCGCCCCUGGUUCCCCCUUUCCUGCUUGCUUUCCACCCCAUUCACCCCUGGUUCCCCCUUUCCUGCUUGCUUUCCACCCCAUCCGCCCCUGGUUCCCCCUUUCCUGCUUGCUUUCCACCCCAUCCACGCCUGGUUCCCCCUUUCCUGCUUGCUUUCCACCCCAUCCGCCCCUGGUUCCCCCUUUCAUGCUUGCUUUCCACCCCAUCCACGCCUGGUUCCCCCUUUCCUGCUUGCUUUCCACUCCAUCCGCCCCUGGUUCCCCCUCUCCUGCUUGCUUUCCACUCCAUCCGCCCCUGGUUCCCCCUUUCCUGCUUGCUUUCCACCCCAUCCGCCCAUGGUUCCCCCUUUCCUGCUUGCUUUCCACCCCAUCCACGCCUGGUUCCCCCUUUCCUGCUUGCUUUCCACCCCAUUCACCCCUGGUUCCCCCUUUCCUGCUUGCUUUCCACCCCAUCUGCCCGUGGUUCCCCCUUUCCUGCUUGCUUUCCACCCCAUCCGCCCCUGGUUCCCCCUUUCCUGCUUGCUUUCCACCCCAUCCGCCCCUGGUUCCCCCUUUCAUGCUUGCUUUCCACCCCAUCCACGCCUGGUUCCUCCUUUCCUGCUUGCUUUCCACCCCAUCCGCCCCUGGUUCCCCCUCUCCUGCUUGCUUUCCACCCCAUCCGCCCCUGGUUCCCCCUUUCCUGCUUGCUUUCCACCCCAUCCACGCCUGGUUCCCCCUCUCCUGCUUGCUUUCCACCCCAUCCACGCCUGGUUCCCCCUUUCCUGCUUGCUUUCCACCCCAUCCGCCCCUGGUUCCCCCUUUCCUGCUUGCUUUCCACCCCAUCCACGCCUGGUUCCCCCUCUCCUGCUUGCUUUCCACCCCAUCCACGCCUGGUUCCCCCUUUCCUGCUUGCUUUCCUCCCCAUCCGCCCCUGGUUCCCCCUUUCCUGCUUGCUUUCCACCCCAUCCGCCCCUGGUUCCCUCUUUCCUGCUUGCUUUCCACCCCAUCCGCCCCUGGUUCCCCCUUUCCUGCUUGCUUUCCACCCCAUCCACGCCUGGUUCCCCCUUUCCUGCUUGCUUUCCACCCCAUCCGCCCCUGGUUCCCCCUUUCCAGCUUGCUUUCCACCCCAUCCACGCCUGGUUCCCCCUUUCCUGCUUGCUUGCCACCCCAUUCACCCCUGGUUCCCCCUUUCCUGCUUGCUUUCCACCCCAUCCGCCCCUGGUUCCCCCUCUCCUGCUUGCUUUCCACCCCAUCCGCCCCUGGUUCCCCUUUCAUGCUUGCUUUCCACCCCAUCCACGCCUGGUUCCCCCUUUCCUGCUUGCUUUCCACCCCAUCCGCCCCUGGUUCCCCCUUUCCUGCUUGCUUUCCACCCCAUCUGCCCGUGGUUCCCCCUUUCCUGCUUGCUUUCCACCCCAUCCGCCCCUGGUUCCCCCUUUCCUGCUUGCUUUCCACCCCAUCCGCCCCUGGUUCCCCCUUUCAUGCUUGCUUUCCACCCCAUCCACGCCUGGUUCCCCCUUUCCUGCUUGCUUUCCACCCCAUCCGCCCCUGGUUCCCCCUCUCCUGCUUGCUUUCCACCCCAUCCGCCCCUGGUUCCCCCUUUCCUGCUUGCUUUCCACCCCAUCCACGCCUGGUUCCCCCUCUCCUGCUUGCUUUCCACCCCAUCCGCCCCUGGUUCCCCCUUUCCAGCUUGCUUUCCACCCCAUCCACGCCUGGUUCCCCCUUUCCUGCUUGCUUUCCACCCCAUCCGCCCCUGGUUCCCCCUCUCCUGCUUGCUUUCCACCCCAUCCGCCCCUAGUUCCCACUUUCCUGCUUGCUUUCCACCCCAUCCGCCCCUGGUUCCCCCUUUCCUGCUUGCUGUCCACCCCAUCCACCCGUGGUUCCCCCUUUCCUGCUUGCUUUCCACCCCAUCCGCCCAUGGUUCCCCCUUUCCUGCUUGCUUUCCACCCCAUCCACGCCUGGUUCCCCCUUUCCUGCUUGCUUUCCACCCCAUUCACCCCUGGUUCCCCAUUUCCUGCUUGCUUUCCACCCCAUCCGCCCCUGGUUCCCCCUUUCCUGCUUGCUUUCCACCCCAUCCGCCCCUGGUUCCCCUUUCAUGCUUGCUUUCCACCCCAUCCACGCCUGGUUCCCCCUUUCCUGCUUGCUUUCCACCCCAUCCGCCCCUGGUUCCCCCUUUCCUGCUUGCUUUCCACCCCAUCUGCCCGUGGUUCCCCCUUUCCUGCUUGCUUUCCACCCCAUCCGCCCCUGGUUCCCCCUUUCCUGCUUGCUUUCCACCCCAUCCGCCCCUGGUUCCCCCUUUCAUGCUUGCUUUCCACCCCAUCCACGCCUGGUUCCCCCUUUCCUGCUUGCUUUCCACCCCAUCCGCCCCUGGUUCCCCCUCUCCUGCUUGCUUUCCACCCCAUCCGCCCCUGGUUCCCCCUUUCCUGCUUGCUUUCCACCCCAUCCACGCCUGGUUCCCCCUCUCCUGCUUGCUUUGCACCCCAUCCACGCCUGGUUCCCCCUUUCCUGCUUGCUUUCCACCCCAUCCGCCCCUGGUUCCCCCUUUCCUGCUUGCUUUCCACCCCAUCCGCCCCUGGUUCCCUCUUUCCUGCUUGCUUUCCACCCCAUCCGCCCCUGGUUCCCCCUUUCCUGCUUGCUUUCCACCCCAUCCACGCCUGGUUCCCCCUUUCCUGCUUGCUUUCCACCCCAUCCGCCCCUGGUUCCCCCUUUCCAGCUUGCUUUCCACCCCAUCCACGCCUGGUUCCCCCUUUCCUGCUUGCUUUCCACCCCAUCCGCCCCUGGUUCCCCUUCUCCUGCUUGCUUUCCACCCCAUCCGCCCCUAGUUCCCCCUUUCCUGCUUGCUUUCCACCCCAUCCGCCCCUGGUUCCCCCUUUCCUGCUUGCUUUCCACCCCAUCCACCCGUGGUUCCCCCUUUCCUGCUUGCUUUCCACCCCAUCCGCCCAUGGUUCCCCCUUUCCUGCUUGCUUUCCACCCCAUCCACGCCUGGUUCCCCCUUUCCUGCUUGCUUUCCGCCCCAUUCACCCCUGGUUCCCCCUUUCCUGCUUGCUUUCCACCCCAUCCACCCGUGGUUCCCCCUUUCCUGCUUGCUUUCCACCCCAUCCGCCCCUGGUUCCCCCUUUCCUGCUUGCUUUCCACCCCAUCCGCCCCUGGUUCCCCCUUUCCUGCUUGCUUUCCACCCCAUUCACCCCUGGUUCCCCCUUUCCUGCUUGCUUUCCACCCCAUCCGCCCGUGGUUCCCCCUUUCCUGCUUGCUUUCCACCCCAUCCGCCCCUGGUUCCCCCUUUCCUGCUUGCUUUCCACCCCAUCCGCCCCUGGUUCCCCCAUUCCUGCUUGCUUUCCACCCCAUCCGCCCCUGGUUCCCCCUUUCCUGCUUGCUUUCCACCCCAUCCGCCCCUGGUUCCCCCUCUCCUGCUUGCUUUCCACCCCAUCCGCCCCUUGUUCCCCCUCUUCUGCUUGCUUUCCACCCCAUCCACCCCUGGUUCCCCCUCUCCAGACUGCUGUCCAUGCAAACCCUGGCCAAUACCCCAUUUCCCUUAUGCUCUCCACCCCCUCUUUCGCUGCUUUCCCUUCUGUUCUUUGUUGA
Messenger RNA from Closterium sp. NIES-65, 4194 nucleotides. The record is from the annotation of a GenBank genome assembly. Lineage: Eukaryota; Viridiplantae; Streptophyta; Zygnematophyceae; Desmidiales; Closteriaceae.